AUUUCAGGUCUCUCGCCAUUUCCACCUUCCCCUACGUACCUUGAGCUACCCAAGGGGCAGGAUAUAUAUCAGAUCCGUACUGCUAGAUCUAGCUAGUGAAUUAAUCAGUUCUUGAUGACAAUCGAUCUUGGUCUAGCUCCGGCGUCGGCGUCGGCGUCCUCCGGGGGGCGCGGCGGCAUGCCGAGCCCGUGCACGGCGCUGCCGCCGGGGUUCCGGUUCCACCCGACCGACGAGGAGCUCAUCCUCCACUACCUCCGCAAGCGCGCCGCCGCCGCGCCGUGCCCGGCCCCCGUCAUCGCCGAGGUCGACAUCUACAAGUUCGACCCAUGGGACCUGCCAGCCAAGGCGAUAUUUGGGGAGGCCGAGUGGUACUUCUUCAGCCCGAGGGACCGCAAGUACCCCAACGGCGUGCGGCCCAACCGCGCCGCCGGAUCCGGCUACUGGAAGGCCACCGGCACCGACAAGCCCAUCACGCUCUCAGACGGCGGCGGCGCCGCGGCCGACUCGUCGGAGAGCCGCGCCAUGAUCGGCGUCAAGAAGGCGCUCGUCUUCUACAAGGGCCGCCCGCCCAAGGGCAUGAAGACGAGCUGGAUCAUGCACGAGUACCGCCUCGCCGAGGCGCUCGCCGCCGCCGCCACCUAUAGGCCCAUGAGGUUCAAGAACUCGUCCAUGAGGCUGGAUGACUGGGUGCUUUGCCGGAUCUACAAGAAGACCACCCCGCAGCUGUACUCGUCGCCUCUGCAGGACGAGCCGUCGUCCAUGGACGGCGGCCUCGACCUCGGCCGGCAACACGACGACUCGGUCUCCGUCGACGACAUCGCCGCCACUUACGCGCCUGCCGGUCGGCUACCGCGGCCGGCCUCCAUCUCGGACUACCUCGUCGACUACACGGCGGUGUCGGAGCUGUUCGAGAGCAUGCCGGCGCCGGAGACGACGGCGCUGCUCGGCACGGACGCCGGCAGCAGGUUAUACGUCACCGAUAACGGCCAGGCUGCAAGCAGCUCCUCAGCGCAGCAGCAGAGCUCGCACAAGAGGCGAUUCAUGGAGGACUACUCAAACGGCGACUUGGACAUGCUACACGCGUCGUCCAACAAGAGGGUGAUGAGCGAUCAGGCAUCCAUGGCUGCCAUCAACAACACCUUCUCCCUGUUUGAGCCGGGCCAGACUUCUCUGCCGGACAGAAUAUGAAGCAUGCGUGUGCUCCCUCACUGCUAAUUAGGGCUAGGAAAGAAUAUUGAUUAUUUGAUUAGUAUUGAUGCGGGGGGAUUAUUUAUCCAUCGAUCAAUUUUAGGAAUAAUAUACACCAAAGUAUUGUACUGUAAAAAUAGCUGUAAUAGGAAGAAAAUUACGGUGGCGAUGUCACUAGUAGCUAGGUCUCAUUUUAGAUGUAGUGUUAAAUGUUAAAUGUUAAUUAGUGUGUGCAACUGUAGCAGAUAGUAGGUAGGUUGUAACAUGUAAGAACACAUUUAUUGAAUAAAACUCCAUGAUAUAAUGAAAAUAUUUCAGUACAUAUGUGAAUGAA
Molecule: messenger RNA, 1522 nt
Organism: Setaria italica (foxtail millet)
Lineage: Eukaryota; Viridiplantae; Streptophyta; Magnoliopsida; Poales; Poaceae
Product: NAC domain-containing protein 18
Exons: 3
Coding region: 115-1188 (357 amino acids)
Biological process (GO): regulation of DNA-templated transcription
Molecular function (GO): DNA binding
Source: RefSeq, a predicted model, not a curated record